Marchantia polymorpha subsp. ruderalis is the source of this 2038-nucleotide messenger RNA. The record is from the annotation of a GenBank genome assembly. Lineage: Eukaryota; Viridiplantae; Streptophyta; Marchantiopsida; Marchantiales; Marchantiaceae.
GUAUUCCAGUCAGCACACUUUCGAGGCUCCCAAAGUCUUGUAGUCCAGAACUCUGCGAUUGUCAGUCGUUCCCAUUUGCAGCACAUAUAUUCGACUCUUAAUGGGAUCAGAAUUUCCCCCAGGACUCUGAGCGGGGCCUCUGAUCUCGGUACUCAGUAGAAGGUAGUUGGCAGAUCAUACGUCCCUACAGAAAAGUAAAAGGAGAAGUGUAGUCAGGUUAUGGUACCGAAAUAGCAUUCUUCAGCUGGCAUUGGGAGAACUGAAGCAGUCACAGUAAUCGACCAUGGAGAAAACUACUUUGUUGGUAAUUGUGUGCUUGCUGCAACUGACGGCAUCAGCCAUCAGUAACGAGGAUGCUCCUACAUGUACGAAGAGGAUCGACACGCAUUGUCAUUUCGUGCCACCAUUCUACGCUGAGCUGCUGCAUGAGAACAACAUCACUGCAGGAGGACGGGCAAUUCCGUCAUGGAGCGCUAUCCAACAUCUGGAAGUGAUGGAUCUGUUGAAUGUGUCUUUGUCCAUCGUUGCGAUUUCGACGCCUGCGGCUGUUCUCACGCGGGACUAUCCGGUGAAUGAAAGCCGCCAGCUCGCUCGACGGCUCAACGAGUAUGCUUACAACCUGUCCAUGGAGUACCCGCAGAGGUUCAGCUUCUUCGCCACUUUGACUCUACCGGACGUCGAGGGAUCCGUUGCCGAAGCUAUAUAUGCACUCGACACUCUGAACGCUGCAGGCGUCAUGAUUCUCGCCACUAGCUCCGAUGAACUGCUCGGUAGUCCACGUUUUGAUCCUCUAUAUGCUGAGCUAGACAAACGAAACGCCACCGUCUUCGUGCAUCCGAGCCAAUCUCCAUGUCCUGGACAGCAGUCAUUCAACGAAGGCAGUACGGGACUCCCUCCAUUCGCUGUGGAUUUCCUCCUGGACACGACGCGAGCGGCAGCGAAUCUGAUAUUCAGAAACGUGACGCUAAAAUACCCGAACGUGAAGCACAUUUUCGCUCAUUCGGGAGGGUUCCUUCCAUUCGCUACCUUUCGUAUCGUGAAAAUCUUGAAGGGGUUGACGAACCAAACAGAGGAGGCCAUCAUGUCUCAGUUGGAGACAUUCUACGUGGACACGGCGCUGUCGGCCUCCAAGUACGCGCUUCCCAGCACCAUUGCGCUUCUGGGCACAAACCACUUGACGUUUGGCAGUGACUACCCUUUCGCGCCAGCUGAUGCUUACAUUCCUAAUACAGAGCAUUUGGAUAAAUUCCUCCGAGAAGAUGUGACCACAACAGCCAAAAAACAGAUCAAUUUCAAAACAGCCGCUGAUUUGUUCAGCCACGUGCUCUCAGAGGACAUGGGCUACUGAUGGGAUACAGACAGAAGUAGAAAGGGAUAAUAUCAUGAAGAUAAGUUAUCACUCUAGAACUCAGAUUCGUGGUUUGAUUCACAGCAGAUAAAAAGAUUUUCAGGCUGCUUUUUAUCUGAAAAUAUAGUGUCUUGGUGAAGGGUUGUGAUCCUUUUGAUGAGUACUUGUGGCGAAAGUUUACAAUUGGUGAACAUAGUUUCCAAGGACUGAAUAUAUGUCCACGAUGCAAGGUGUGUCUUAUGUACACGUUUGUGUCCUUCUUCUUUCUUCACUAUAUUGAUGUACAUCUGAAUCAUCAAGGGCAGGUCAGGUUCAAAUUGCGGUUAGUAGUUAAUGGGAUGUAAUCACAGGUUAUAACGAUUGAUCAUGAGACAUCCGCAGUGGGAAGUGAACCACUCUCUUCCCUGAAGAAGUUUUGGUCUUGCGCAAUCUUAGAAACUGGACCCGGUUCAAGAGUAGAGGUACUCCUCAAAUCCUUCCUCUGUCGUCUCACAUGAAUGAAAAUCUGGAGGAAAUUUUAGAUGGUUACUGUUUAUGAUCUUCAAAAUCAGGCUUCAUAGAAAUUAUAAAGACAGCUCCAUUCUGUUAGUUGGAAUUAUUCUUAUCUUCAGGAUACGCUUUUUAUUCUAUUCUUUGCUAAUGCCAAUUCUUGGCAUAUGUGAAGCAAAGGAAAUAUUGAGGAGUUGGAGA